Molecule: messenger RNA, 3066 nt
Organism: Ictalurus furcatus (blue catfish)
Lineage: Eukaryota; Metazoa; Chordata; Actinopteri; Siluriformes; Ictaluridae
Product: von Willebrand factor A domain-containing protein 5A
Exons: 22
Coding region: 173-2539 (788 amino acids)
Source: RefSeq, a predicted model, not a curated record
AUUCUCGCAGUGAGAUAUUUUUUUUGUUGCUGUUGUUCCAAACAUUCUUCAAGAGUCUGACGGACCAGACUCACGUCUACAGCUUUAAUUUAACCCUGCUGCAGGUGUCACCUGACUGCAAACUGAUUUCACAUCAACAGUGUGUUAGGAUUACCUACAAAAGGAGGACAAAAUGAACUGUGGCCUGCUGACAAACAAGAAUGAGCCAGUUCCACUGAAGUACAUCGAGGUGGAUCUGCAGGUUCAGGGGCAUGUAGCGACGGUGACCUCCACCCUGCAGUAUAUAAAUGAGGAAGAGAACCACCUGGAGGCUGUGUUUGUCUUCCCCAUGCCUUCAGGAGCUGCUCUCUGCCAUUUCAGUGCCAAGAUUGCAGACCAGGAGAUAGUGGCUGAGGUGCAGGAGAAACAGGAGGCGCGGGAGCAGUACGAUGAUGCAGUGAGUUCAGGUCAACAGGCCUUUCUGCUGGAGGAGAGUGAGGAGUCUGUGGACGUGUUCAAGAUGAGUGUAGGCUCUCUGCCGCCAGGCCAGAGCGCCGCCGUCACCUUCAUCUAUAUCACUGAGCUGAGUGUACAGGCUGACCAUUCACUGCAAUUCUGCCUGCCUGCAGUGCUCAACCCCCGCUACACACCAGCCGGUUCAGGUGGUGGUAUAGUGUCAGAGAUAAAAUCAAGUUCCUCUGGUAUUCCCUACUCUCUCUCGUUUACUGCACACGUGAGCUCUCCAAACCCCAUCACUAAAGUGGAGUCCAAAUGUCCUCUAGAGCCCCUGAUGUUCCUCAACACAGACCACACAAAGGCAAAGGUAAGCCUUUGUGCAGGUCAUAUGUUUGAUCGAGAUGUCGAGCUGUAUCUAUAUUAUCAGAAUCCUCAUCAGCUCACUGCUAUAGUGGAAGCUGGAUCUCCCGCAGCACAGCCAGGGACUCUCCUGGGAGACCCUGUGGUCAUGGUCAGUUUCUAUCCAGAGUUUCCUGAGUCAGUGAUGUCCUCCGUGUCGUCAUGUGGCGAGUUUGUGUUUGUUAUGGACAGAUCUGGCAGUAUGAGCUGUGCCAUGCAUAAUGGACAAGGUGCACAAGAACGCAUCGAGUGUGCCAGGGACACUCUGCUCCUGCUGCUGAAGAGUCUCCCCAUGGACUGUUACUUCAACAUCUAUGGCUUUGGCUCUCACUAUGAAUCCUUCUUCCCGAAAAGUGUGCAGUACAGUCAGGACACUAUGGAGCAGGCUGUGAAGAAAGUAAAUGAGAUGCAAGCAGACAUGGGGGGCACGGAGAUUCUGCAACCUCUGGAGCACAUUUACAAACAGCCUUGUAUCCCCAACCACCCAAGACAGCUGUUCAUAUUUACAGAUGGUGAAGUAGGAAACACCAAAGAUGUUCUUCACUGCGUGAAGAGCAAUGCUGAUGUCCACAGAUGCUUCUCAUUUGGGAUUGGUGAAGGUGCAAGUUCUGCACUCAUCACAGGAUUGGCUGAGAACAGCUCUGGCCACGCCCAGUUCGUCUCAGGAAAAGAGCGCAUGCAGGCCAAAGUAAUGCAGUCCCUUCGCUAUGCUUUGCAACCAGCAGUGACUGAUAUCACUGAGGAUUGGACUGGUUUGUGUUUCACCCGUCUGAGCCCCCCGAUUAAUUCACUUUUCCAUGGUCAAAGAGCACUGAUUUAUGCCCAGUUGAAAGGAGAGGAAUGUCAGAACCCAGACACUAAGGGGAAAAUAUCAGUGCGGUACCGCCUAGGAGAUCAAGAGGUAACGAACACCGUCCACUUCUCCCUGAAGCUGGCUGAGGAGAGCGGACUGGCCAUCCACAGGCUGGGUGCUCGCUCUCUGAUCCGCACUCUGGAAAGGGACGAGCAGGAUGAUGGAGCUGAUAAAGAGGCUCUGAAGGCCAGAGUGGUGGAACUGAGUAAGCAGUCUGGAGUGAGCAGCUCUCACACAGCCUUCAUAGCUGUCCAUAAGGGCAGUGGACAAGCUGUGAAAGGACCACUGGUGAAGAGGAGAAUUCCUACCCCUAUGCUUAUGGCAUAUUCAAUGAGCAUUAACCGGUGUACGGCUGCACCAAUGGCUGCAUCAGUGUUUACAGCAAUGGCUGUACCAACGUGUGCACCAAUGGGUCAUCGUUUGAAAGUGAUGUCUGCAUGUGCUCCAGUUCAAGCUAGUGGAUUUCAUCCAGUGGUAGAGUGUGAUGGAGGUUUUGACAUGAACCCAGACACCCUUGAGGCUCCAAAGGACCCGUUGUUGCAGCUCGUCUCCCUCCAGAAGGCUUUGGGUUGCUGGGAAAUGGAGUCUACACUUGCAGAGGUGUUUGGGAGGACAGAAAAAGAGCUGAUCGAGCAGAUUCCUGCACAGGUGAAGCCAGAUGUCUGGGCUACACUUCUGGCUCUGAUUUGGUUACAUGGCUUUAAGAUCGAUGUACAGGUUGAGUGGCAGUUUUUGGCCAUGAAAGCAGUGGCAUGGAUCCGCACUCAGAAAGUGGUCAACCAGUCAGAGUGUGUAAGGGUAGGUAACGCUCUACUGGGCUGUCAGGUUAAAGAAGAUGCUCUUGGUCUCUGAAGACUUUACCCUCUUACAGCAUCCACAUAAAAGCCUUGGCAUCAUUUCUCUUGUCUACAUUUUAAAAGAGCUUUACAUUAAUUAGUAUAGUAGGGGAAUUACUAGUAUGCCAUUAAGCACUGGAAACUUGAUUGCCUUGUAGCGAUCAAGUAAACAGGUGCAUAAACAUCUUUGCACAGAUUUAGUGUCAACAAUACUCACUAUAAUCUUUUAGCUGCCUUAUUUUGCCUUAUUUAAAUCUCACAUAUUAAACUGUUAAUUGAGAGACCUCUUUUACAGCUAGCUGAUACAUGCUGUUAGUUGGCAAGCAACCUAAUAUAACUCACCAGUGCAAAUAUUUGUUUUAGAAAUGCAAAUUACAAGAUGCUUCCAUAAUUUCGUCUCUCAACAUUGAGUGGUUCCAUAAUUUUUUUUUCAACUUGAUCUGGAAAAAAAUGUGCAAUUAAUUAAAAUAAUUAAAUUUAAUUUGUUUGUGUAUGUUUCAUGAAGCCAUAAUGUCCAGCUAUUAAAAAUUGUUUUGUGUCAUA